This is a messenger RNA of Vigna umbellata (rice bean), 766 nucleotides long. It is a transcript of the gene PGR5, whose product is annotated as proton gradient regulation 5. The record is from RefSeq and is a predicted model, not a curated record. Gene Ontology annotation, cellular component: chloroplast. Lineage: Eukaryota; Viridiplantae; Streptophyta; Magnoliopsida; Fabales; Fabaceae. Gene Ontology annotation, biological process: response to high light intensity; photosynthetic electron transport in photosystem I. Gene Ontology annotation, molecular function: electron transfer activity.
ACUAAAGUCCAAUUUCAAACCACUGGCUCUCCAAUUUACACACAAAUAUCCCUUCCUUCACAAGCACAAUAUAAGCCAUUAGAGCCAUCUAUCUCAAGCUCCAACAAGAGGCUAAAAACAAAGCAAAAGAAUCUCUACCUUCAUUAUAUUCACACAACAAAAUCACAGAGAGCAUAACCAAAAAAUGGCUACUUCACUUUCUACAACUGGGUGUGUUGGUUCUUCCUUCUAUGGAAGUUGGGGCACUUCAAUUGUUGGUGAGGACUACACCUUGUUGGCCAAGUCAGUGCCGUCACAGGUUCGCAUCGGAAGGGGAAAGCCAGUGAGAUUGCAGCCAAUGAUGAAGAAUAUCAAUGAAGGGAAGGGUAUCUUUGCACCUCUUGUUGUGGUCACUCGAAACAUUGUUGGCAAGAAGCGUUUCAACCAGCUUAGAGGCAAAGCAAUUGCUCUGCACUCUCAGGUAAUCACGGAAUUUUGCAAAUCAAUAGGAGCAGAUGGAAAACAGAGACAAGGGUUGAUCAGGUUGGCUAAGAAGAAUGGAGAAUGGCUUGGGUUUCUUGCAUGAUAGAUUAGCAAAAUGUUCCUCAUAUUUUGUAAUUACCAUGUGAGAAAGUAUCAAGUUUGAACUUGGUGGUUUUCAAUUGACAGAAGAAUGUAAACUAGGAACAAAUCUCUCUCUAGUUGUGACUUUUCAUUCUCAAGUAUUGUUCUCUUAUUUUGUCCUCUAGAUACAUGAAGUAUAUUAUAAAACCAGAGGUGAUCUACA